GAACGCUUGGGCUAGGAGACGCUGACGGGUCAACACAGCGGUAGACAAACCAAGGACGCCUUAUCUGAUAUCAAAGAUAAAACGGCUUGAAAAUGCUUCAAGAUUUAAAUUGCAUGGGAAGUAAGUGACUAUUAUGUAGUUUAUUCAAAUUUUAAUAGUUUUGUAUUGAAAAUGCUUUAAUUGUUAAUUGUUUUAUAUGCUGAAAUGCGCCGUUUGUGUUUAAGAUUUGCGCUUUAGUUGAUAAUUAUACAAGGGUAAUUAAUUUAAGCUUAUAGUUCGACUGUGAAACUUUUUUGUACUGAUGGCCGAAUGGUUUUGCAUUGCAAUCAGAGUUUUAAUAAUAAUGCAAUAACGAAUGUAAAUUCAUUUCAGCUUUGCAAAUGUGCUGCAUGCACGAUUUGUUUUACAUAUAACAGAGUUGAAUAACGUUUGCAUGGCAUUGACGCUUUUUGUAGUAAUUCAAAGUUCUACAGGGGCGAGCAAGCCAUGACAAAACUAAUUUUCAUUCAAGCAUGAGAAAUGCAACUUAGGAACUCGUGCAAAUGCCAAAUGAAAUUCGAAAUUGAACUGGGAAAGCUAAGGCAUGAAUAAUCGAUCGAAUGACAAUAUAUUGAAUCUGCAGCGGUCUACGUUUUGUUUGUGAUGAAAUACGCAUGUUUGGAAAUCACAGAGAAUUUUUAAAAGCAGUAUACUAGAUAUUGUGAGGUUGUAUCAAUUGAAAAAUAUUGAAUCAGUAUUUGAAUCGGUAUUUUGCUUUGUAUCUAUCAAAAUUCUAUCGGUUUAUCAUAUUAUACCUAAUUUGUUAAUUAGUUUUAUAAAUUUCAAAUAUUGGUUCGUAAUAAAAAAGUAACCGCUAAUUUGUAAACGUUUAUACGAAAAUACGAAGGAAAUUGAAGCAAGCCCUGCUAAAGUGUCUCGCUUAAACGAUAUUCAAAGCGUCUGUAAAAGUUGCAACAGGUGGAAAAUCCUAUGACAAGCAUUUCUAGCGGUUUUUGCACGCACAAAUGUAAAGUGGGCUAAAAAUGAACGACGAAUAAUAAGCGAUUAUCUGAACAUACUAUACAGAUUCGUUAAAUUCGUCCUAAAGAUUCGGGUAUAUUCAAUUCAACUCUUGCCGGGUUUUUUUAAAAAAUUCGGCAUAGCUUUCGAAAUGCUUCAGGACGAUUCAUUCUGCAUUCGUUUUCAGCAACAGGUGGCGACAUAUACUACUCUUGCAAAUAAUGAGUUGAAAAUGCAUAAAAUUAACAAUGUUUGUUAAGACAUAAUUCGUCAUUGUUAUAUUCAGCUCAAAACUGAGUUGAAUAAGUUUAAGUUGUUAUUUUGCGCAUUAAGAUUACGUUAAUGUACAAUAAAACAUAAUACUUUUAAAGCAACUGGUAUAGUAAAGAGAAUGGGCUGAAAUGCCAUCAUAAAAAAACACAACAAAAAUUGAUGUUUACGCACCGUUGAGGUUGAUCAAAUUCAACAGAAAUAUUGCAGUUUUUUGCAUCAAAGAUAUAUAUGUAUAGAUUCUUUCGAAAAGCGCGAGAUAUAGUUCUCGGCAAAGCAACAGGUGCCAUCUAAUUAAUAUACAACUCACAACAAGCUGGGAAAAUAUGACAGUAUAGCUGAAAAUAGAAGGAGAACUUCGACGUUCCAAGCUAAUUUCUCGACGAAGGGCCUUCGCUCGAAUUAACGUCGAAGUUCUCCUUGUAUUUUUCAAGUAGUUGUAUCCCUAUCAAUCAGAAACUUUCUUAUUGUUGCCACUUCCUACACUGCCAUAGAUCUUCAAGAUUAUAAUAUAUGACAGGUGGAAUAUGUAUUGGAACGAAGUUUAAUUUAGUCAUUCAGCCGCUCAAUCAAACUCAAAUAAAAUAGCUUAUUAAACUGCUAUCAUCUAUUGUAGUUUAAUUUACUGCCAUUGAUAUGGAGUAGAUCUCAAAGAGGACAUAUAAGAAACUCUCAAAACAACAGGUGGCACUUUAAUUUCUGCACAAAAUACUACGUACACAAAUAAGGCUGCAAGGAACAAGUUAAGAUUAUUCAGAAUCUUAUCAGGCAAUAUAACGUAUCCUAGAUUAUAGUAUAGAUAUUUGUUCAAUGCGACUUUGUGCAUUAAUUGGCAAUUGGAACAACCGGACCUAGAAAGCAACUAACCGCUUAGGAACUUUCAAAACAGCAACAGGUGCAAUCCAAUUAUCGCUUCGUAUUAUACGUACUUUAAAGUAUGCACUAAAUAUAUGAAUGGACAAAGCAUAGUUAGAACUAUUACGGACGAAUGGUCAGAGAUUAUUAUAUUUUCCCAAAAAAUAAAUUCUUCAAAAUGUGGCUGCCGGAAAAUAACCGAAAGGAAUCAGGGCGUAUCAAGGAUAAUUGCGCAUAUAUUUUAUCUGAUUAUCUUGGUAUAAAUAUAUAACUCGAAUCCAAGUGAAUAGUAUCACACCAUCACAUAUAUAGUGUUAUCGAUAUUGAAAACUGCCAUACCGUUUAGUAAAAGGUUUUAGCCCCAAGAUGCAACAACAUAUAACCUCAUUACAAAAACGGUCAAUCAGUUACAGGUGACGCACGUCAAUUGAACCAAUAAGAACCAGGCAAUGACCCUCAUAAAAUAUUCAUUGUUAUUGCCUGCCAAACCUAGUUUAGUUUACAAGCGUUUGAGGGCGAAAGAAUCGCGUCCUGACAACCUGUUGCGUCUAAUACAGCCACACACGACAAAAAGGAAGAUAUUUUAGUUGCUUAAAAAUAUGCCAGGUUACACGAAAGGUGAGAUCUAGUGUGUUCAUUAUUUUAAUUCACAAAGUCAAUAGUUUUUAAGCAUUUUUAGGGUGAAAAAUAUUACUAUGGUUAAUUAUGCGUAAUUCACUUUGUUGACCGCUAAUCAUGCGCAAUGCGCUGGUACCACGUAUAGUCGUUUACAAUGCUUUGAAGUAAAGCAAACUUGCAUGGCGAUAAAACAUAUAAUAGUUUUGUUUGUGGAAACACCACGUAAAUUUAUUACUGCAGUAAUAAAUUUACGUGGUGUUUCCACAAACAAAACUAUUAUAAAGCAAACUUAGCUAAAAGAAUUGUAGUCAAAAUAUAAAAUUUAUAGAUUGCGCAAAAAAUACGCAGAUAUAGCCCGCAUGCAGUGUAUUCACUUGAACAAAGUAUAUAUUAAGGUAUACAAAAUUCGUGAGUUAUAUAAAGUAUGUAAAGCUAAGUAUAUAUAUACAAAUUGAUUAAUAAAAGUUUAGUAAAUAUAUAAAUCUAAAUUAAAACCGCCAUAAUUUUCUGCAACCACUCCGCUGAAUCAAUCACUGAACGGCAAGAAGAUCUGAAACACUAUAUAUACCCGCCUUCAAAUCAAAAUUUCCAGCAUUGUUUGAAGAAUGAAUAAUUUAUGAUCGCAAUUUUUUAGCAAGAAAUGCCUCCCAGACUAUUUUUGAUAUUUGCAGUUCUUCACUCAGUUCAACAGCAAACAAUUUAAUUUAAAGUUUGUCCGCUAACUGUAAUAAUCUCGCGAUCAAUUUGGGAAGUUGAUAAUCAUCUAUUCUUCAUUCUAAGAAGAAACUUUUAGUACUAAUUUCUUACGGAUUGGUAAAGUUCUAUUAAUCAGCAUGCUUUUAUUAUUUUACAGCUAGUGAUGAAGGGGACAUCGGAUUAUGUGGAAAGAUUUUGACAGUUCUGUCAUUGAUCGUCGUCGCCUGCACCUUCCCGUUCUCAUUAUUCUUUUGUUUGAAGGUAAGGAGUUUAUAGAGUUACCUUUCCUCCGUUGGUGAAGUCUGAAUGUUUUAUGGAAUGACUCGAUUGCAAUUUGCAAAGAGUCUAGAAAAGAAAUGCAUAAUUAAAAGUCUCUCAGGAGUUUAGUAGACGUCAUCCUUGCUUUGUUUAUAUAUGUCUUGUAUACAACGCCUGCGUUUCAAACCGUGGGAAGUGGUUCUCUGUGAAUUGGCUUAGUAGAAGCCUUCUCAAUGACGGAAUAAUACACGACAAGUUUUCCUUAAAGUUAUUUAUUUAAAGGAGUUUGUUUUGGCCGUUGUUACCGCGUUGCCGUCGUACAUGUCCACCCCACGAUCUCAGACGUGACUGAGGUGGUCGCUACAUUGAACUAUAUAUAGUUCAAUGGGUGGUCGCUCUGACUGUCCCAACCGCUGACCUUAAAUUUUAUUCCCUUGCAGGUCGUGGCAGAAUAUGAAAGAGCGGUCAUAUUUCGUCUGGGUCGAAUCACACCAGGAGGAGCGCAAGGACCUGGUAAGUAGAAUGGAGUACACAAAGUCAUGUAUUAGAAAAGUUUUAAAUACAGUGCAACAGAACGCUGGACCCUUUGAUAAGAAACGGUAAUAGUUUAAACUCGUUCAAAAAUGCGUAUAUUAAGACCCCGUUUACACAGUAACGGACGAAUUUGGAACCGGUCUAAAAUUCGUCCUUUUUUGCCUGUUUACACGCGAAUUCGUCCUGUUGGGGGUCUCAAAUUCGUCUGGUUCCAUGGUUCUCGUGUGUUUACACGGCCGAAACGGCCGAAUUUUUGUCCGAUUCCAAAUUCGUCCGAUACCGUGUAAACGGGGUCUAAAGCUCAUUUUAAUAGACAAAUAUUCUUAUAACAUGGAUUUUAUACUUGUAACUGAUUGUAAAGACUGUUUUUUUGCGAUAACUAUAAUUAUUUAAUCUGCACUAUAGUUUUGUUUGACUAUCUUAAUUAAUAGAGUUGUAUAGAUACUUCCUUUUGUAACGUUAAGGCUAGGAAGUCCCUAGGGAAGAUAAGCCUUUGGCUACCUUAUUAAAUAAAGAUGAUUAUUAUUAUUAAUGGCCCCAAGGGUCAAGACUAAAUUUUGCCAAAGACCUCAAUAUUUCCGUUUCAUAAAACUUUCCUUCCAACAUCAACAAAAAUCCAUCUACUAUUUGGUCUAGGUUAACUGGAUUGAUUUAUUGCAGGUAUUUUCUUUGUGUUACCAUGCAUUGAUGUAUACUCAAAGAUCGACUUGAGAACAGUGUCGUUUGAUGUGCCUCCACAGGAGGUAAUUAUACAAUACUCGAUACAAAUGAAACUUGACAAAUAUUAUUCAUACUGUUUGUAAGUUCUAAAGAGUUCUUUCUAGAGAAAUACUAGAGGAAAUGAACCCAUAGUAGCCAACAAAAAUCUGCAGUGUUUGGUAGAACUAUUGAACUGAUAGAACCAAACUGGAAGCAUUCUUCUCACAUCGGACUGAGGUGAAAUUAUAAUCAGACAAUGCAUUUGUAUAUUACAUGAAUCAAACCGCGAUCACACAAGUGAGAGAUAAAUACGUAGCCCAAAACUUUAAUUUACACGGCAAAUAAUAAGCCUACGAACUCCCCCAUUUAGGACAUUUUUUAUUUUAAUGAAGUUUCUCCUGUGAUGUGCAAAACAAGACUGUAGUGGUUAUGAAGACAUGCAGUUGAGAUACAAUAUAUGCAUUACAUAUGAUCUUGUUUCUCUGGUUUAGGUCUUGACUAAAGACAGCGUGACAGUAACGGUGGAUGCUGUAGUCUACUUCAGAAUUUAUAAUGCUACCAUUUCCGUGACGAACGUGAGUGAUGCCCAGGCCUCUACACGACUUCUGGCGCAGACCACUCUUCGGAACAUGAUCGGAAGUAAGAACUUGUCGGAAAUCUUCGGAGAUCGAGAGACGAUCAGUAAUACAAUGCAGGUACGAUGUUUAAGAUAGUGACAGUAGCAUAAGAUCAGUUCAGACAGAUUUGAGGCUCCUUUUAGUUAAAACCGACAUAAAUAAAGCUUUUAGAUGUCCUAAAGUGGUGCAAGAUUUUUCAAUUCCUUACCUAGCAAUCUAAUAAGUGAAUAAAUUUUCCUGCGCUAUAUGCAAACAUGUUGUGCUUUGUCAAUGCUUUGGCAUCAGGUCAUAAAAAAUCAUACAGUCAUAUAUAGUUAUAUAUAAUAUCUUUAUGAGGGACAUAUGGAAGAAUACCUUAGUGGUAAAUAUCUAACUAUUAUUUUUCAUUCUUUUAAAUAGAGCAUGUAUGAUACGAAGCAAAGAGUAAGUAAGGCAGACAGCUAAAAAUUCAAUUUUUAAAUUUUUUUUCAACAGAUGAUCCUGGAUGAGGCGACCGACCCAUGGGGAGUGAAAGUUGAGCGAGUCGAAGUGUAAGUAUAUGAUGGUUCUUAACUGGUUAAUUUAUUCUUUAACUUGGUUCUUUUACAUUUUAUGUGAAGAAUAUUUACCAUCAAUAUUUGUUAACGUUUUUUAGUAAAGACAUUCGUCUUCCCACCCAACUGCAGCGCGCCAUGGCGGCCGAGGCGGAAGCAUCCCGAGAAGCGAGAGCCAAGGUUUGUACCACUAGUUUUGUACCAAAGAUGAUGGUAUAGAAUGGCGAUGAUGAUGGUAUUAUAUCACAUGAUUUGUUAUGGGGCAGUAUGAUCUGGUGUGGCAUAGGGCAAUAUGGUGCUUUAUAGUUUGGCAUGGUGUUGUGUAUGGUAUGGGAAGGGAUAGCGUGGUAUAAAUUUGGUGUUGAAUGGUAUGAUAUAAUUUGGUAUGGUUUGCGGUAUAAAUGAUAUGGUAUAGUAUGGUAGGUGUGAUAUAUGGUGUGAUAUUGUAUGGUUUGAUAUGGUAUGCUAUGAUAUGGUAUAGUAUAUGGUGCAGUGAUAGUAUGGUGUGAUACGGUAGAUGUGAUUAGUAUGGUAUCGUGUGAUAUGAUAUGGUCAGUAUAUAUGGUGUGAUAUGGUAUGCUGUGAUAUAUGGUAUGGUAGAGCGGUAUGGUAUGGUGCAUAGUGUAGUAUGGUAUGGUAUGGUGUACUCUGUAUAGUUUGUUGUAGGAUGACUGGUGUGGCCAGGUGAAUAUGGUACUAUAUGGAGUAGUGUGAUAUGUGGCAGUGUGGAAUGGCUAAACUUUAUUUUUUUUAGAUAUGGUUGGUUUAUUUGUAGACUCUGUGACAUUAACGAAUAUUAAAAUUCUCAUUUUCAAUUCUACCCAGGUGAUUGCAGCAAACGGCGAGCGCGAAGCAGCACGUUCAUUGAAAGAAGCCUCAGAAGUGAUGUCAGAGUCCCCAUCAGCCUUACAACUGCGAUAUCUUCAGACACUCAACACGAUCUCAGCCGAGAAGAAUUCCACCAUCAUAUUCCCUGUACCUAUCGAUAUGGUCAACCGCUUUCUGCCAUCCUAGAUUUUGAAUUUCCGGGGACACUGAAACUGGAGGAAAGAGAAAUGAGGGGGAGGAGUUGUUGUCUUAUCGUUUUCCUAGGGGGCGUGGGGGUUAGCUGUAUCUCUCAUCUUUUUGAUUUUGGAAAAACAUGUUCGUUAGUAAAAGCUAGGGGUAAUAGUUAACAGUUUGUUCUUGUGCUCUUGAUAAGACCAUAAUCUUAUAACACCCUCCCCCCCUUUUCCCUCCUAUAAUUUCGGUGUCCCCUGCUGUUGUCUAGAAAUAUUUGAACUUAGAUUAACGAUGGUGUAUGUAUAUAUACCAAUUAGGAGUUUUCAAAAUUUUAUAUAAUUGUAAUAGCACUAAUUUAUUUUAGGUUCUUAUAUAUGUACUUCCAUAGAUACUAAUUAAUUUAAAUAUCGUUUCUAACUAGGAGACUAAUUUUGAAGUCAUGCAUGUAGCCGCAUUCUCAUCAAAUAUAUAAGGCUGGCCAGAUAUAAUUGGGCAUUGGAGAUCACCUAAAUUUGCACUCUUAAUACUUAACGAGCUUUUUUACUGUAUACAUUGUAAGCAUAUGUCAACGUCUGUAACAUAUUAUAGUUUGUGGGUGUUAACAAAGUCAAUAUUUGUUUAAAAUAAAGUUAUAACUACUUUAAUUUAA
This is a messenger RNA of Paramuricea clavata, 7730 nucleotides long. The record is from the annotation of a GenBank genome assembly. Lineage: Eukaryota; Metazoa; Cnidaria; Anthozoa; Malacalcyonacea; Plexauridae.